Molecule: messenger RNA, 971 nt
Organism: Cheilinus undulatus (humphead wrasse)
Lineage: Eukaryota; Metazoa; Chordata; Actinopteri; Labriformes; Labridae
Product: putative gustatory receptor clone PTE03
Exons: 1
Coding region: 21-971 (316 amino acids)
Biological process (GO): G protein-coupled receptor signaling pathway
Cellular component (GO): membrane
Molecular function (GO): olfactory receptor activity
Source: RefSeq, a predicted model, not a curated record
CUGAAGAUUCCCUCUGCACCAUGGAGAACCAGACUGUCAGCACAGAUAUUCUGCUCCUUGAAGGGUUAAAGGUCGCUCCUCAGUCCUCCGUCCCCGCCUUCAUCCUCCUCCUCCUCAUCUACGUCUUCAUCAUGGUGUCCAACAUCGGCCUGGUGGUCCUGAUCUCCAUGCAGAGGAGCCUCCAGCAGCCCAUGUACCUGCUGUUCUGUAACAUGAGCGUUAACGACGUCUUCGGCUCCACGACGCUCAUUCCUCGCCUUCUGAGCGACCUUUUCCUCCCCCACGCCGAGCGCUACAUCCACUACAUGGACUGUGUGGUCCAGGCGUUCUGUCUCCACCUCUUUGCCAGCACCUGCCACACGGUGCUCAUAAUCAUGGCGUUUGAUCGCUACGUGGCGAUCUGUAACCCGCUCCGGUACGCCACCAUCAUGACCCAUAGGAUGGUGGUGAAGCUGUCAGCAACGGCGUGGACGGUGUCCUUCGUUAUGGUGUUGAUCCUCAUCAGUCUCAGCGUCCGCCUGUCGCGCUGCAGGGCCGCCAUCUUACACCCGUUCUGUGAUAACGCCUCCUUGUUCAAGCUGUCGUGUGAGAGCGUCCUCAUCAAUAACAUCUACGGCCUCGGCUUCACCGUCGUCCUCCUAGGCUCCUCCCUAGGCAGCGUCACGCUCACCUACCUGAGGAUCGCCGCCGUGUGCGUGAUCAGUAAGAACAAGGCGCUGAACAGCCGGGCGCUGCAGACCUGCGUCACUCACCUGGCCGUUUACAUCAUCUUGUUCAUGUCCGGCAGCGUCAUCAUCAUCCUCCACCGAUUCCCCCACCUAUCAGACGAGAGGAAGAUGGCGUCAAUCCUGUUUCACGUCGUUCCUCCUGCGAUGAACGCCGUCAUCUACGGACUACAGAUCAAAGCGGUCAGAGAGAAAAUCUUCGUCUUGUUUUUACGGAGAUCGAUCGCUGUGGCCGAUGGGAAAUGA